Molecule: messenger RNA, 700 nt
Organism: Soboliphyme baturini
Lineage: Eukaryota; Metazoa; Nematoda; Enoplea; Dioctophymatida; Soboliphymatidae
Source: the annotation of a GenBank genome assembly
AAAUUGAGCAUAAACGUUUUCUAUAAACACGUGAAGUUUUUAGCUUGCGGCAAAUUUAUUCAAUUUUUUUAGUUCUUCAAACUGUUUUUCAGUCAGGGGAUUGGAAGUGGCAAUCGAGAUAAGAAAUUUCAUAAUUGGCUGUCCUGUCGAGCAGCAUCCAGACCAAAUAUGUCCGGAUGUCACGUCGUAUAUGAUGAGGGAGUGUGAUAUUAAGCGAAAUUUUUACGAAGUGCUUGGAGUCAGUCGUUCAGCUACUAAUCAGGAUAUAAAACAGGCAUAUUUCGGUUUGUGUAAGAAGUUGCAUCCAGAUUCCGCCUCUUGCAGUAAAAGUACCAGUCGAUUUAUUGAAUUGAACGAAGCGUAUACGGUUUUGUCCAGCGCUGCAUUACGGUCGCAGUAUGAUGGCUUCUUGGCUGGCAGUGACCAGCCGAAGUACGACUACUGGUCCUAUACUGCAAGACCUACUUAUCCGGAUUCUUUAUUUUAUCAUUAUCGUGAAUCCAACUGGACCAGUGCUGGACAAGAGGACAUCGGAUGGGUGGGUAGAACAGCGGCUUUUCUGUUCUGCUUUGUGCUGUUCGCGGUGAUGACAUUUCAGACCAUUAGAUUACGCAUAGCGAUCCAGAGACGAAUGCUUCGUGAGCAUCACGCGAGGAUGGCAGCGAUGUUACACGAAGAAGAACAAAUCGCGUAUGCAUAA